UUACGACCUGUUGUAGGUUGUUGACAAGACAAGUACACUUCCAAAUCUGGCGAAUUCGGUUUCGUCUUCGUCUAAAGCGGCGGAAGAAAUCCGAAAGACAGAAAGGAAAACGAAAAAAAAAAGAUAAAACCGGGGGCAUUUUAUCGUUAAAUAACAUCUGGGAGAGUGAUAAACCUCAGUCUUUGGUCGGCUUCCGCUCCGCCCGGUUCCUAGUUUUCUUCCUUUCUCAAUCUCUCGGCUUUUCACUAGGAAUCAUUUGUAAUUUUAUGAAAAAUGGGUAGCAAAAAUCAUACACUCUUCUAUAUAUUUCUUCUAUCGUAUCCUAUCAUAUGCUGGUCAGCUGCUUCUGUAGCACCAGAUGAUCUUCAUGAAGACAAAGUUAAGCAUUUUGAAAAAGACGGUGCUCAUAAUGUUGAAUACGACCAUGAGGCCUUCUUAGGCGAAGAGGCUAAGUCUUUCGACAGUUUAUCACCAGAAGAAAGUAGAAAAAGACUGGGUUUAAUAGUUGACAAGAUAGAUAAGGAUCAGGAUGGUUUUGUAACAACAGAGGAACUUAAGGAUUGGAUAAAGUAUACCCAGGAGAAAUUUAUAAGGGAUAAUGUAGAUCGAAUGUGGAACAACCAUAACCCACAAGGCGCUGAAAAAUUGGGUUGGGAUGAAUAUAGUGAAUCAGUGUAUGGUUUUAUGAAAGACAUGACUGAUGAAGAGCUCAAUAAAAAGGACAAUCAAUUGACAUACCAAGGGCUUUAUAAUAGAGACAAGAGGAGGUGGACGGCUUCUGAUUUAGACGGUGAUGGAUUAUUAACAAAACAUGAAUUUUUCUCAUUUCUGCAUCCAGAAGAGAGCCCUCAUAUGAGAUCGAUUAUUAUCCAGGAAACAGUAGAAGAUCUUGAUUCAGACAAAGAUGGGAAAAUAUCUUUAGAUGAAUACAUAGGUGAUUUAUACCAAGGAGAAGACGACUUCAAACCUCAAUGGGUGGAAACAGAAAUCGAAAACUUUAAAAAAGUCCGUGAUGCCGAUGGCGAUGGUUACAUAACCGGAGAUGAGGUGAAAAGCAUUAUUGGCCCAGAAGACUACGAUUACGCCAAAGCUGAAGCGCAACAUUUGAUCUAUGAAGCUGAUCGAAACGACGAUAAAAAACUCACCAAAGAAGAGAUCAUUGAAAAAUACGAUUUAUUCGUUGGUUCCCAAGCAACAGAUUUUGGCGAAGCCCUUGUAAGGCAUGAUGAGUUUUAAUGUUGGAAAAUUGUAUAUUGUGUGGCUUUAUGAAUGUUGUACUGAUUUAGAAGUUUAGAUUUUUUUAAAGGCAAUAUUUCUUUUUAUUGUCAAUUAAUUUAUUUCCUUUUAUAGAAUAUAGUGUUUUUGUAAUAUUGCAUUUUUUAAUUAAAUGGU
This is a messenger RNA of Cimex lectularius (bed bug), 1392 nucleotides long. It is a transcript of the gene scf, whose product is annotated as calumenin-B. Bases 274 to 1236 code for a protein of 320 amino acids. Gene Ontology annotation, molecular function: calcium ion binding. The record is from RefSeq and is a predicted model, not a curated record. The transcript has 7 exons. NCBI's taxonomy places the organism in Eukaryota, Metazoa, Arthropoda, Insecta, Hemiptera, Cimicidae. Gene Ontology annotation, cellular component: endoplasmic reticulum.